AUGCCAUGCCACAGAAAUCACGACAGAUACACAGUCCAACCAUCCACCAUCCAAUCAUCCAUCUUCAGGACUCACGUCUUGUCGUCCAUCGAAACGUCAUCAUUCCCCCGCAAGCCCUUCCAGCCUUCUUCACAGCUCCAAUGGAAAGCCCCGUCGCUCUCUCCGCACUUCAAAUGUUCUAAAAUAAUCCCCAGCCACAUGCAACCUUCCAUCCCUCACCAUUGUCACCAGCAAACCUAUAUGUCUCGGCAACCAUUUACAUUGCUUCAUCACCAUCCCUACUAA
Pochonia chlamydosporia 170 is the source of this 285-nucleotide messenger RNA. RefSeq lists its product as hypothetical. The transcript has a single exon. The record is from RefSeq and is a predicted model, not a curated record. NCBI's taxonomy places the organism in Eukaryota, Fungi, Ascomycota, Sordariomycetes, Hypocreales, Clavicipitaceae. The coding region runs from base 1 to 285 and encodes 94 amino acids.